ACAUUGGAACUGAUAAACCAUAUCAACCAGUGACUAGUUACCUCUUAACUUAAACGGACAAAAGGAACGAAGUGCAAAAACGAAAAAAGACAAAGAAAUCAACUAGUGCUUUGUUGACAAAGUUUUAAGUUACAAAUUUGUGUGCGAAUUAGUGAUAAUGGUGUCCGUCCAAACAAUAGCCACUAUUGUGGUGAAAGUAUUUAAAAUUGUAUUAAACAUUGUUAUUCUUGUGCUGUAUCGCACUGGGUACAAUGGUGAGUUCCUUGGCGUCGGAGGCACAUGGAACCUCAAUGAGGAGAAGAAUCCUGAUGCAGAAAUUGUCGCUUCUGGUGUUAUCGUCGGCUACCUCAUCUACACUCUUGUACAAGUCGUCACAUUCUUGUUUGGCACCACUGAGCAUAAACGGGCCCUAGGUGACAUAGUGAUGAACUUCGUGGGCGUGUUCUUGUGGAUCGCGGUUGGUGCGGUGGCGCUGCACUAUUGGGGUGGUUACCAGGGCGAGCACCAGUUCCAGUUCGUCUUUGCAGAAAGACAGGUGGGCCUAGCAGUGGGCGCUCUCUGCGUGAUUCAAGGUGCGGUGUACUUACUAGAUACGGUACUUGCAAUUAUUCACUUCACCAAGGAACAAUUAAAACUGGAGUGCCUGUACACGGGCAGCUUAGUAACGAUAUCGCCGAUUUCGAAGGAUUUCCUCUGCGAACUGGAUAUCUACGCCGUCACAAUUGCUCCUCUAACGGAAGACGUGUCGGAGUUUGGUGGCGGUGCACGCGUGGUGUGGGCCAUGUCUGCGGGCGACAGGGAGGCGGAGGCGCAAGCCAAGAAGGGAGAAGAAGGGGAUGGCAAUGAGCGCGAUAGCCGCGCAGCAGCUGCGCUCAAACGUAACUGGUGUAUCGGACUCAGGAUCACAGAAAUGAUAUUAUCUGUGAUCGCAAUCGGUUUGAUUGUGGGUGCUCUGUACUCGCCACAAGUCGUUCAAUCUGACCAUAGACAUAUCGCUCUCAUCUUUUCAUCUUAUUCAAGCUACAUCAUCAUCACUGGGGUUCUGAUCAUCGCACGUCUGUUGGGCGAGUCUGCCGGCUGGAGAACGUCCAUUGGCUUCUCAAUAAUGGGCUUCAUCAUGUUUACUGCUGCUGCAGCUGUUAUAUUCUAUGAUUGGCACAGAUCUUAUUACGCGAAUCUCCGUCCCAAUAAGGAGGCUUACGAUUUACUGAUAUCUUCAGGCGUUUUCUCUAUUAUUAAUGCCGCUGUUUUCCUCGUUCAUAUUUUCUUAACUUUCAAGAAAGAAGCUGAUUAUUAGAAAGUAUAUUAAAAUUAAGAUUUAAUAUAUAAUUUUUGUUAUAAUUUAACUACAGAAUCAAAGAUAGGAUUAAGAUUUUUUUUUUAAUUUUAUUCAUGUAUCAUUUUCAUUUACUCCAAAGUAAUUCAAAUUUUAUUAUUUAAUAGUAAUUAUAAUAAGUAUAACAAUAAGAAUAGGUUUGUAUUUUUGUAGCGUUUAAGUCAAUCGUUGUCCUCUUGUCGUAGCUAAAAGAAACUUUUGUAGCAAUGUUGCAGCUAAAUAAAUAGUUUUUUUCUGUAAAAUCUGUAAACUUUUUCGGCCGAGGAAGUGCAAGCUUUAUGUAUAAACAUAUAUAGUAAAGGUAAGUACAUAACUUAGAUAAGUUACAUUAUAUGAUUAAGUUUAAAUUAAGUAAACAUUUUUAAUAAUUCAAUAAUUUUUCUAUUUUUGUAUAUUAUUCUUUACUAUACUUAUGACAUUCCGUCAAAUUAUGACAAUUUUUUAUUAGUGGUAUUAUAUAUUAACGAAAUAAACCACCGUUAUAUACUAAACCUAUUUAUUUAAGCAUUUUCUUACUUGAACUAGAAGUUUUAUUGUCUUUUGUUUUUUCUUCAUAAUACUCUUAUUAAUGACGUCAUAAUUUAAAGGCCAGGUUUCUAAAUUAUACUCUAAUCUUUGAUUUAAGAUAUGACGAUAUAGAAACAGUCCGCGAUGACAAACAAGGGACAGACAAACUGGGGCUAAGAUUGUCUCGCAAAUAAAAUUAGUCUGCAUAGUAUUGGAAAUAACGUUUAUUUUUUAUAUCAAUAACAAUCGUAAAAAAGGCAUGAAAAGCAAAAUUAUACCUUAUUUCUAUGAUUUAAAGCUUAAUUUUAUUUGCAACAGAAACGUGUGCUGUGCCUCGGUCUGUAUGAACGAACUAUAACACGGCAUUCGAGUAUGUACCUUAGGACCAAUUACGUAUCGAUCCAAGAAAUCUCAUACGCCUAAUUCUGAAUUAAAUGACGCAUUUUAUUAUAAUUAUUUAAUACUCAUUGCUAUGGUCUUUCUUUACUUACUGUAUUCUCCUUUCAGUAUUUUCUAAAACUUUUUUUUAAUUUUUAAGAGAUAUGUUUAAAGGGAGAACCAAAGCAGUAAUCAGUAUCCGUCCAAUUUGUAGUUAAGUUUUUCUUUUAUUAUUAUUUUUUAUGUCAUCCGACCAUUAAAUUACAAACAAUAACAAGAUAAAAA
This is a messenger RNA of Papilio xuthus (Asian swallowtail), 2506 nucleotides long. It is a transcript of the gene Ssk, whose product is annotated as smooth septate junction protein snakeskin. Gene Ontology annotation, cellular component: plasma membrane. The coding region runs from base 158 to 1297 and encodes 379 amino acids. Lineage: Eukaryota; Metazoa; Arthropoda; Insecta; Lepidoptera; Papilionidae. Gene Ontology annotation, biological process: septate junction assembly. The transcript has 9 exons. The record is from RefSeq and is a predicted model, not a curated record.